Messenger RNA from Planococcus citri (citrus mealybug), 4667 nucleotides. Its product is annotated as putative mediator of RNA polymerase II transcription subunit 12. The record is from RefSeq and is a predicted model, not a curated record. The transcript is spliced from 3 exons. Lineage: Eukaryota; Metazoa; Arthropoda; Insecta; Hemiptera; Pseudococcidae. Bases 284 to 4006 code for a protein of 1240 amino acids.
GGGUCAGUAUGGUCCAGUUCGAACGCCAACAUUUUUAUUAGUACCAUAUCGUCGACCACUCGCGACCAGUUAUCCGCACUUUUACACGUGCAUCUGUGUUCGCGCGUUAAGCUUACGCACGCUCUCUUAAAAUGUCAUUUUCGGUGUUUAAAAAAAAGAAGAUAAUUUUUAUAUUCUCAAAUGCGCUCUAAGACUUCGUUUUUUAUAUUAAUUUAUUUCUAUUAUUUAGUGCGCGUGUUUGGUGUUGUGUUGUGUUAGUGCAUUUCUUAAAUUAUUAGUCACCAUGGAAUUUUAUACGGAAUUUUUUUAUAUGGUUUUAGUAUUAUUUGUGGCUACAAGCGAUGUUCUUUGUGAGAAAAACACGACUGACGAACGCGUGAAGCGAAACAACAACGAAUUCCACGCACACCCUGUACAAAGCAGAAAAGCAAACGAUGUGAAAGCAUUUUCGCCGCCAUCGCUCAAUAAAUUACAACCACCUAGUCCAACUAGUCAAGUUAGGCCUCAUACACGUUCGAAACCAAUUCAUGUUCCUCCUUACGCAGUGAAAAUGGAACCUUUGGUGCAGUACUCCCAGAGAGAUCCGCUCUAUCACGAUAAAGAAGUACAAUUCAAUAUCACCUCGAUUAGUGAAAAACACUCCAAAGAGGAUACGUUCGCAGAGUCGACGAAUAAUUUUGUCGAUUACUCUCCUCAUUAUGGUACGCCUAAUUUCGAUCACGGGUAUCCUCCACAUCAUUAUUACAAAGAACCAGAACCGAUAAUUGAAAUUAUCAUCAAAGAAUCAAACGAAUCGUUACCAGCGCCACCACCGGUGACCACAUUACCAACGCCUAAACCAUCGAAAGAACCUAUUCAAGUGUUCUACGUGAAAUACAAGAAAAAUCCCACAGCUCAGUAUGGUAAAGAUGAGGUCAUCUAUGAAGAACCUAUUCCCGCGUUGACUCCUGUUUCUACAGAUAUUGUAGAAAGCCAUCCAACGGAGGCAACCUAUCCUACAGCGCCAUACACGAACCCUCCCCCACCAAGUACCACCCUAAGGACCAUUAUAAGACCGGAUUCGGAAAUUUACCACGGUACCGGAUUAAAAGUGACAUUUGGUAAACACGAUGAAGGAAUUUCCAGUUACGAGCACAGAUCGAUCGAAGCUCAGAAACGAGAUUCCAUUGAUACACCAGAAACCUCAGAUUUCAAGCCAUCCAGUGUAGAUCCUGAGCCACCUCAAACACCAACUAAACAUUUACUCGAACAGAGGCAAAGUCAAAAUGAUUUUGUGAGAUUUGUGAACAGUAAUCCUGAACCACCUCAAAGUCAUUCUCAACCAAGGCCCAAUUCUCCUCAUAAUAUUGGUUUACCUUUGCAAUUCGAAGAUGGAUCUUAUGAAAAACCUCCGCCACCAACUUUCAACACAAAUGCUAAUCAUCCUCAGCAAAGGAACGUCUUCCCUUCACAAAUACCAUUCCGUCCUCAGCAUACCAUAAACUUCCCAACACAGAAUAAUGAAUUUACUCCAUUCCAACAUCCGGGAAAUAAUCUUCAAAAUACCAAACAACAUUCGGAAUUGAGUCAACCUCCGUUCCAACAUAAUGCUAAUGGCAAACCAUCUCCUCAGAAUCCAGAAUUCACUCCCGAAGUUCGUCAAACUCAUUUCCAGCAUCCGAUCAAUGUCCCUCAAGCUAAAGUAUAUCCGCGUAUUACUCAUACUCAAGCCAUCUUACCCCAAACACCAUUCUCUCAAGGCUCUCCUUUCGCUCCUCAAUUCCCUGGUCAAGAGUCAUCAUUUGGUGGAAACAAACAUGGCUUUUCAGCUUCCAAUGAUGUGACUCGUUUACAGCUUCAAAAGCAAAACGACCCAAAUAAGCAUAAUUCGGCAAUCCCAUUCAGUUCACAAAUUCAACACCAUCAACAAAUACCAUUCAGAGGCGAUUUCUCUCAAUUCCAAAAUCAAAAAAUCCAAUUCCAACAACCGUUGCUGCACCAAACACCUCUACAUUUGCAGCAACAACCUCAACAUUUACAACCCCAACCACAACAUACACAACUUCAGCAACAACACAUUCAACCUCAACCACAGCCUCAACACUCGCAAUCUCAGCAACAGCACAUUCAACCUCAAUCACAACAUACUCAAUUGCAACCACAACUAGCCCAACCCCAGGCACAACACAGCUCUUUGCAGCAGCAGCAACAACAGCAGCAGCAGCAACAGCACGCUCAACUAUCACAACACACCCAUCUUCAACCUCAACACAUCCAGUUCCAACAGCAACAUGCUCAGCUUCAAUUACAACACUCUCCAGCCCAAUCUCAACACCCUCAAAGUCACUCUCAUCAAAAUCAAUCACCACCAUCCCAUCAACCCCUAUCACUCCCACCUUCAUAUGCUCAAGAAAAACCUUUAAUCGAUCGACCAAAAUACUACGAUAAACAGAAGCCUCAAACUAAUCAAAAACCAGUUCUACAACGAAAACCUCUCGAUAGUGAAAAAUACCAAACAUUAGAUUAUCUGAACCAGUUGCAAACGGAGAAACCUUUCUCACAAAGGAAACCUAUCGACAGUGAAAAAUUCCAAUCUCAAGAUUACCUCAACCAGUUGCAAACUGAGAAACCUCUUCUGCAACGAAAACCUAUCGAUACUGAGAAAUUCCAACUGCAAGAUUAUUUCAACCAGUUCCAAACUGAAAGAACAGAAAGCAAACCUCAACAAUCUGUUGCACAACCAAACUAUAAAGAAGUAGUAUCUGCAAAUAGACCAAGACAGCCUCAAAAAUCAACUCAAACCCAGCAAAGUACCAAGAACAAAAACGAAUCUCCUCAAUUCCAAGAUGGUCAAAUAUAUCAAUCGAUAUCUCAAUCUGAAGAACAUCAAAUUUUAAAUCAAAUCGAACAAUACAAUUCUAAUACACAACAGAAACCAACUCAAAAUCAAAACAUUCAAUACAUAAGCUCUCCUCAGGAAACUUUCAAUUUCAACAAACCACCAAAACAAUCAUUCGAACAAUUCACUGUGUACACGACUCCAAAACCAGCGACAAAAAAAGAAAAGGCAAAUGUUACCUAUACAGUUGUAACAAAACCAACAGUCAAUAAAAAAGAGAAAAAUGAUACGAAAAAUCUACCAGCUGCAUUGGCAGCAUUACCAGCCGAAGUACCAGAUGAUUUAAGGGAGCAACUAUUAUCAUCUGGUAUUUUAAGUAAUGCUGAUAUUCAAAUUUUAGAUUACGAUAAAGUCGGAGAUAUUCCAAUUGAGAGUUUACCUCCAGAAGCAUUGGAAAACUUAUACGGAGCCGGUAGCGCUCCUGUGCCAUCUUUCGCAUUUCCAAAUACAACUAAAUCUGUGGAGAUGAAAGUUGUAAGGUAUAAUUCUACUGAUCCAAAUAUUCAGUCCUCGUAUGUGCAAGAGGAUUCGACUGAAGUUGAUCCAGUAGUGUUGAACGAUUCUUCGUAUAAUCGUUACUUACCACUGAAAGUUAAAGGAUCUCAAUUUCCUAUACCAGAUAGUCCAUUACUAAAAAAUAAGAAAAUAACGAGCGUUGUUGUGCUGGCGCCAGUUGACUAUGAUUACGUUCAACAACAAGAACAAAGAAAGGGUAAAAGUGUUCCUCAAGUACAUGGUGUUCGUUUCAUUUCAGGAGAGAGUCUGAGAACGUUGGUGAAAAGUCCAACGACAGAUAACUUCUUGAAUUGGAUUGAAAAAGAGAAGGAAACUCCACCUCAUAAACAGUCUGUCAUCCUAUUAGUAACCAAUUCAACUAACGAUGACCCAACGGAGAGAACUGAUAAAGAAAUCUUCAUGUACGAUAUUCCUACCGGCGAAAUUAGUAAAUUAGAAGGAGAACUGAGUUCAGCAUUUGUAAAUGUAGCAGAAUCAAACGCAGAAAGUGAAGAUUUAGAUAAUCUUUCAGAAAACUCAGACGGAAGUACCCCUGUUUCCAAAAUGACGUCUAUUCCAGUAUAUGGAACAAUGUCAGAACAAUUUAAAACAAAAUCAAGACCAUCUUCGUAAUGAGCUAGUUGAUUUUUUUUCUUUUUCUUUUUUUUUCCUUGUAAAAAUGUAUAGAAAAUUACCUUUCUCCAUGUGAUAAUUUCUUGUAAAUAUGAUUUUUUUUAUCCUAACUAUUUGAAAUGCCUAUUUAAGUUGAAUUUUUACAGUAUGUAUUAUUUGUCGUAAUUGUUUAAAUUGUGAUUCGCAGUUCGAAUGUCAUUACAAAAAAAAAAUGAUAUUUGUUGCAAUUGUAUGUUUUAAUUUAUAAUUUUAGGAGUUGAAUAAAUUUUGCAAGUUCAAGAAUUGGAAAAAAUACCGGACUUGAGAUAUUUAUUUAUAUAAUUUUUUUUCCUUAAAAAUUGAUAGGUACCUACCUAUAGGUGUAUCAAAAUAUUUUCUUGAGGUGAGAAAAUUUUUUACUGUUUUUACUUAUACCUACACAACAACAUACCAGCUACCAACAUGUAUUGUAUGGCCUAAGUACUACAUACAUAUACAGGCAUUUGUUCUAUUUUUUAUUUUUAUUAAAUUAAAAUAAGAGUAAGACUGUAUUUUUUUUUUUUACUCUAAAUGAAAAAAUAUUCACAUGUGACAUGUACCAGAGGCGAAUCUCAAAUUUUAUGUUAAAUUUUGAAUUAUUAUUUUUUUACAUGAAACAACGAUUACAAAAAAUUAGAUUGUG